This is a messenger RNA of Ectocarpus siliculosus, 1344 nucleotides long. NCBI's taxonomy places the organism in Eukaryota, Phaeophyceae, Ectocarpales, Ectocarpaceae. The record is from the annotation of a GenBank genome assembly.
AUGCCACCGAACCUUCCAUGUACGUACAUACACAGCACUCUCUCGCACAUCUCAAUCCAGGCGUCGGCGCACGACGACCUGAGGAGAGCGCAUCCAACGGAGCUCUGCAAGACAGUACCCUCACCGACCGUGGUGGUCCUGUAUCUGAGAGUCAGCAUGUCUCCUUCGUCGACGAUCUUUAUUGCUUCCCUGGCUCUCCUCACCAAGCACGCGGAAGCCGCCGGAUGCGAUGGACAGACGUCGCCCAAAAUUAGCUACGACGAUGGUGCCUUACACGUGCAAGGCGGCUGUGCAACGAUACACGAUCUUAUCGAGUACCGGACGAACGACGGGAAACAGAUUGGACCAAUCUUUCACUUUGACGAGGAAAAAAAGUGGUACACCGACACCUACACGGGCACCUACUACCUGGAGUCGGACGUGUUCAUCACGAACGGAGCUACCCUCAGCAUCGACGGCUCAGAAAGCGAAAAAAAUGAGUGCGAGUCACUCCUCUUGGCAAGCAACAGCAGCACCUUCAACAGAAUCACGGCUCACGGCGGGAACCUGGACAUUCGGUACACUAAAAUCUUUUCGUGGGACCUCGAAAAUGAAGACUACGACACGGAACCCAGCGAUGGUCGAAGCUACUUGAGCGCUGUCACGGAGAAGAUAACCGGGCGAACGAAGGACACCUGUCCUGACGACUCGAGCAGCUCCAACGGCCAAGCCAAGAAGGACAUGGGAAACGCCAACAUGGACAUCCACCGAUCAGAAAUUGGAUACCUGGGUUACGACGGAUCUGAGGCCUACGGCAUCUCGUACAAGGCACGCGGGUUGUGCAAAGACCAUUCCAACCUCGACAUCUUCGACGACGACAACGGGCUCAACGUCGGUGUUACCGGAGACAUUUACCGCUCCGACCUGCACCACAACUGGUUCGGGCACUACUCCUGGGGACACGACGGUGGAAAGUGGCAGUACAACACCGUCCACGACAACUACGGCUAUGGGUUCGACCCGCACGACGACUCCGACAAGCUCAGGAUCAUCGGGAACGAGGUCUACAACAACGGGUGGCAUGGGAUCAACGGCGUCCGCUGGAGCAAUGGUGCCAACGGCAACAGGGUCUGGAUGAACGACAUCGUGGUUGAGGCGGACCAGGGGGCCGACUUCGCGCUAUACAUGUUCAAGGGAACCGAUCCUCAGGAGGCAGAAGGCAACGAAGACGGCCGCAUCAGAGACAACAGCGUAUACAAGAACGAGAUCUGGUCCGAUCAAGACUUGGUUUGGAAGGCCACGGAGGCAGAGGACAACGUAUUUUGGGUACGUUCGUUCUUGUUCAUGGGUUUCCGCAAAAAGUAA